AUGCCUGCCGCCCCGAAACAGCGAAAGAUUGCAAUUGUCGGCAGUCGUUCUGUCGGAAAAUCGUCUCUCACUGUCCGUUUUGUCGAGCACCACUUUGUCGAAAGCUACUAUCCCACAAUUGAGAACACCUUCAGCCGGAUCAUCAAGUACAAUGGUCAAGACUUUGCUACAGAGAUUGUGGAUACUGCAGGCCAGGAAAGUCCAAAUAUAGAUGAUGAGUACAGCAUCUUGAAUUCCAAGCACUUCAUUGGUAUCCAUGGCUACAUAAUUGUUUACUCAGUCACAUCUCGCCAGUCCUUUGAGAUGGUGCGAGUUAUUCGAGACAAGAUUCUGAAUCAUCUUGGAGCUGAUGAGGUGCCACUUGUGGUGGUGGGUAACAAGAGUGAUCUUAAGCCAGAGCAACGCCAGGUUUCUGUUGAUGAAGGUCGACAAUUGGCAGAGGAGAUCAAGUGUGCCUUUACCGAAGCCAGUGCCUUCCUUGAUUUCAAUGUCUCCAAGGCCUUCGAUCUGAUUAUUGGUGAAAUUGAAAAGUCUCAGAAUCCCUCUCAGCCUACUGGAGAUCAAAAGUGCUCUGUAAUGUGA
Penicillium taxi is the source of this 582-nucleotide messenger RNA. RefSeq names its product Rheb family small GTPase rhbA (gene rhbA). Gene Ontology annotation, cellular component: plasma membrane. The record is from RefSeq and is a predicted model, not a curated record. NCBI's taxonomy places the organism in Eukaryota, Fungi, Ascomycota, Eurotiomycetes, Eurotiales, Aspergillaceae. The coding region runs from base 1 to 582 and encodes 193 amino acids. Gene Ontology annotation, molecular function: GTPase activity; GTP binding; GDP binding. The transcript is spliced from 4 exons. Gene Ontology annotation, biological process: small GTPase-mediated signal transduction.